ACACACACUACAAAAAAGUAGCUGUGGAAAAUGUGGUUUUGCCGUUUUUUGCUCUUCUCCGUUCCUUCCAUGCAUCUCCCAUUCAUGCAGAUGCAGUGCAAGCUCUUAACCUUCUUCACUUCUCCUUCUGACGAUUUUCUUUCUCCUAAUCUUCCAUCCAUUUCAUGUAUUCUGCGUAAGCUUUAGAUUGCCUUAAUGCGAGGAUGAAUGCAUCUUCUUCACCCCCACGGGAUUCCUUCUGCUUUAUAGCCCAAAGCCGUUGGUCCAGAGGAAUUUUUUUCGGCGACAACCCUUUCUCCUCAAACACUUCGGUUCUCCUCGCGCAGCUUACGCUUUGUGCUCUCACCACCGCGGUCUUGAACCGUGGCCUUGCAUAUCUUGGCCAGAGUCUUUUCGUUUCUCAAAUACUCGCAGGGUUAAUAUUGGGACCAUCAGUCCUCGGGAGCAAUGCAGUUAUCAGAGAAUUGCUUUUUCCAGUGUCAAGCUUUUAUACAGUUGAUACAUUCAGGUUCUUUGGUGUAAUGUUCUAUUUAUUCAUCGUUGGUGUCAAAAUGGAUUUGAGUCUCAUACAAAAAUCAGGAAAGAAAGCAGUGGUAAUAGGCAUCUGUACCUUCUCAAUACCUCUAUUACUCAACUUGAUGAUUAGCAGACUAAUAACAAUGUAUGUGGCCAUGCAACCAAGUCUUUACAGCUCAAUGAUAUGGAUUGUAUCGUUUCAAGCCUUAAGUUCAUUCCAUGUCAUUGUUUGCCUAUUAGCUGAUCUAAGGCUCAUGAAUUCAGAGCUGGGAAAGCUAGCCACAUCUUCAUCCAUGAUUAGUGGCAGUUGUAGUUUUAUUUGGGCACUCAUUGUCUUUGCGGGGGAGCAUGGUCUACAUGUAGAGCAAGAAACAUUUAUAAUAAUGCUUUUAUGGUCAGGCAUGAUGGUGAUGUUCGCCAUAUGUAUUUUCCGACCUAUGAUUCAAUGGAUGAUUAACCAUACAACCGAUGUAGAUUCAGUAAAAGAGAGCUAUAUAUGUGUCAUCUUAAUCCUAGUACUGGGAUCUGCAUUGUACGGCGAGUACUUAGGCCAGCAUUUUACAUUUGGGCCAAUAGUUUUAGGAAUGGUAAUACCUGAUGGACCUCCUUUAGGCUCAGCAUUAGUCAAUAAGCUUGAGUGUUUUGUCUCUUCUAUUUUCUUGCCAAUUUUUUUUGUUGUUAGUGCUGCGAGGAUUGAUUUCUCAAUGAUAUCACUAAGGAGCUUUGCCAUAAUUGAAGGCCUCGCAGUUUGUGCAUUCUUCUGGAAAGUAGUUGGUGUGAUGUUGCCUUCACUAAGUUGGAAAAUGACAGCGAUCGAUGGACUCCACCUAGCCCUAGUGUUGAGCAACCAAGGCAUGGUGGAAGUUCUAAUCCUGGAACAAGCAAAAUCAUUACGGCUAAUUGAUGAAGAAUCAUACAGUAUUAUGGUCCUAUCAAUUUUUGGUUUAACUGGAAUACUUUGUCCAAUAGUGAAAUUUUCUUACAAGCCAUCCAAGAGAUAUAUGAUGGGUGAGCGAAUGACCAUCAAGUACACCAAUCCUAAUGCAGAGAUCCGAAUGCUUGCUUGCGUACACUAUCAGGAGCAUACUCCUUCCAUAAUAAACCUUUUCGAAGCCUCCUACCCACAUCCCGAAGCACCAAUUAGCUUCAUUGUUGUCCACCUCAUUGAAUUAGCUGGUAGAAGUGCACCAGUUCUUAUGCCUCAUCACCCUGGGAUGAGGAAUCCAUCCCCCUCAAACGAGUCAAAUCCCAUAAUUAAUGCUCUUAGAUAUUUCGAGCAUGAAAAUGAAGGUUAUGUGGCUGUGUAUCCUUACACAUCCAUAUCACCUUAUAAUUCGAUCCACAAUGACAUAUGCUUAUUAGCCAUAGAGAAGAGGGUUUCUUUAGUUAUUGUGCUAUUCCAUAAACAUCCACUAAUCCAUGUAUCUGAAGAUGAGACGAAGGCCAUAAGGAAUGUGAACAAUAACAUUAUCAGGGAAUCACCUAGCUCAGUUGGGAUCUUAGUCGACCGUGGUACUAUGACCCACACUUCGACCUUGUUACGGACAAGCGUGUACCGCAUUGGAAUGAUCUUUCUAGGUGGUCCUGAUGAUCGAGAAGCACUGGCCUAUGCAUGUCGCAUGGGUAAACAUCCCAAUAUACGGAUCACUCUCAUUCGAUUUUUGGAUGGUUCUGUGGUGACUGCCGUUUCUCGUCAAAUGGUAAUAGACUUGAACACCAUAAAUGCUUACAGAGAUGCUCAAAUGACGAACAAACAAUGGUUCUAUCAAGAGGAGCUGAUCAAGGAUAGCUUGGGACUUAUAACUGUUAUUAGAAGCAUGGAGAGCUGUUUCGACCUAAUAAUAGUCGGAAGACAACACAGAGAUCACUCUCCAUUGUUGGCUGGGCUUCAUGAUUGGAAUGAGUUUCCAGAACUAGGGUGUGUGGGUGACAUGCUUGUGUCAUUGGAUUCAAAUUGCAAGGCAUCUGUGUUAGUGGUGCAACAACCAUCAACACUCAGAUGAUCUCUAACCCUCAUCAAGACAUUUCAGUUGCAGUACUGGAAAGGUCUUUUGUUCAUACUAGCUAUUAGUGUUGAUUAGUGUAGCUUCUGCCAGAUUACAACUAGUUACAGUGUCUGUGUCUGGAUAGUUGCUUGGUUUACAAGUUGAACAUAAAGAUAUCUUCUGUUACACUGCUCAGUUACACAACUAAUGCUUCCAUAAUUCCUCCCUUUGUCAAAUCGGAUAUGUAAUUAUUGGAAUAAGAGUAGUAAUUUUGAAUUACAUCAAAUACUACAUGUAUAUAUAUAUUAGUUGAAGUAAAAGGUUUUAGCUUACUAGCAAGACUGUGAGGUCU
Molecule: messenger RNA, 2853 nt
Organism: Sesamum indicum (sesame)
Lineage: Eukaryota; Viridiplantae; Streptophyta; Magnoliopsida; Lamiales; Pedaliaceae
Product: cation/H(+) antiporter 15
Biological process (GO): regulation of pH; proton transmembrane transport
Cellular component (GO): endomembrane system; membrane
Molecular function (GO): antiporter activity
Source: RefSeq, a predicted model, not a curated record